Molecule: messenger RNA, 3906 nt
Organism: Entamoeba invadens IP1
Lineage: Eukaryota; Evosea; Mastigamoebida; Endamoebidae
Product: protein serine/threonine kinase, putative
Exons: 1
Coding region: 1-3906 (1301 amino acids)
Biological process (GO): protein phosphorylation
Molecular function (GO): protein kinase activity; ATP binding
Source: RefSeq, a predicted model, not a curated record
AUGUGUGUAGAAUGUUCAGCAACGUGUCAACAAAAUGAGUGUAAUACAGCAAAUGGACUAUGCACAAAAUGUAUUGAUAACUACGUUGUGACUUCGCCAAUUUCAACAAAUUGUGAAAGUUGCAGUGCUUAUGACCAAAAUUGCGUGACUUGUGCAACAGACUCCACAAGAAAGUGUGUUUCCUGCAAACCAAAUUAUUACAUCAAGACGAGUGGCGAUUACAAAUGCCAAAGCUGCUCAUCGACGUGUGGGGGCGCCUGCGAUGGUAGCAAUGGAAUAUGCACAACGUGUUCAAGUGGGAUGGUGCCAACCAAUCCACCUUCAACAGUGUGUAUUUCGUGCCAGGCAUUUGAUGUUAAUUGUGAGAGUUGUGUGACUGGUGAGCGGAAGUGCGCGAAGUGUUCAACACUAAACAUGUAUCCAGACGACACGUCACACACUUGUGUAUCAUGUUCAACGACGUGUGGAGGGAGUUGUGAUGCUACAAAUGGGAUAUGCACAGCAUGUCAAGAUAACUACGUUUUCCAAUCAACCAAAUCACGUGUUUGCGAAUCAUGUUCAACUUUUGAUGCACACUGCGCUAAAUGCUCGUCUGCAUUCGACAGAAAAUGUGUGAUGUGUAACACAGGAUAUUACCCAGAUGAAAUCGGUGUAUGCGUUCAAUGUAGCACAAUAAACACAAAUUGCACGAGUUGCAGUCAAACAGUUAAAAAGUGCCUGGCGUGCAAAGAUCCACAGUAUGUAGCUUUAAGUGGGCUUUGUUCAAAUUGUGAAGUUGGCACUUACAAAAAGACUGACAUGACUUGUGAAAGUUGUUAUUUUGCAACUGAGAACUGCAAUGUGUGUUCCACCCUUACUGUUGCUGUUUCCAAUUGUACCUCUUGUAUGACCAACUAUGUAUUGAAUGGCGGGAAGUGUCAGUCGUGUCCAAGUGGGAAGUAUUACAAUCCAAAUUCAAAGAGCUGCCAAAGUAAUGAUGUGAACUGCCAAAUUCAAGUCGACGAGUCAACUUGUCUUCUAUGCAACAGCAACUACUUUUUGGCGAAUGGAAUUUGCCAACAAACAACACGAUGUCACAGUCCGUCUAACAUCACAAUGUUUUCAUGUGACUGUUAUGAUCAGAUCUCAGUCAACUCCGAUUGUCAAGACAAAAUGGUAAAUUGCAAAUAUCAGAAAGUUGAAAAGAAUAAUUACAUUUGUAUUAAUUGCAACAACAAUUUCACUUUGAAUGGAAAUGAAUGUCAAAGUUCACAACAAAAUAUGGAAAUUAGAAAUGGUAUUACUUACAAUUGUGGAGUUGGUGAUUAUCUCAACAUAUCUAACGAAUGUGUCAAUUGUGGUGUUUCUGUUUCGGUUUGCCAAUUAUCAAGAACUAAAGUUAUGCCAUUAAAGUGUUAUACUGAUUAUGUGUUUGACACAACUUCAAACCAAUGUGUUACAGAUGAAAAUUGCCAAACAGCAAAAUAUGGAUUUUGCACCAAAUGUGCUUCUGAUUUAAAUUACGCAUCACAAGGAAGGUGCUUACAAUGUCAAACAAACAAUUGUGGUCUUUGUGACAGUAAUUGUUGUCUCAAAUGUUUGGAUGGAUUUGUAAGAUACACCGACACUUGGUGUAUAUCAAAGAGUGAAAUAUCAACAUGCAAAACAUUUAGCUCAAGUGGGUGUGUUGUUUGCAAUGAGGGGUAUUACCAGACAGACGCAAAGAAUGUAGAGAACAAGUAUGACUACUGUGUUCCAAUAGAAUCCACAACAGUAACAAAUUGCAAGAGAUAUAAUGCAAAGAACAAUAAAUGUGUUGAGUGUCUUGAUGCCUUCAAACUGAAAAGUGGGAUUUGUGCUGAAUCAUUUGAUGAAGACGACAAACUUAAAACAAGUAGUAAAACUGCAACAGAAACAACUUGUUUAAUUCGAAAUAACAAAGGAUGCCAACACUGCGCUGAUGGUUAUUACAACAUCAACAACGAAUGCCUUCAAUGUGAAAACGACUGUCUAUUUUGUUACAACACGACUUAUUGCACAACGUGUAGAUCGGGAUUUUAUUUGAGUGCUGACAUGUCAUGUAAGUCACUUGGUGCGUUACAAGAGAGUUGUGACAUUGCCCUACCCGGUGGAGGUGGAUGUGCAAUCUGUAACAUUGGGUAUUAUCGAGAGGGCAUCAGCUGUACACCAUGUGACGAGUCGUGUGCACUUUGUGUGAACAGUAAUGAAUGUCUUGCUUGCAAAGACGGCUAUUUCAACAUCCCAAGUGAAGGCAAAUUAUGUCAACCAAAUACAACACUUUCAAAUUGUGAAUUUUCAUCGUCCUCUGGCUGUGAGAGGUGUAUGUCUGGUCAUUACUUAUCGAAUUACAAGUGUUAUAAAUGUUCUUCAAAUUGUAUAUCAUGUGAUACUGAAAGUGUGUGCACUAAAUGUGAUGAGAAAGAAUAUGUUCUCGUUAAUUUGCAAUGUCUUCAUUUCACAAAAGUAGAACAUUGUGUUUCAGCGCAAAAAUCAAAGUGUGUUAAAUGUGAAGGUCGACGAGAACCGACAGAUUCUGGUGACAAUUGCACAGAUUCUGUUAAUUAUGGUGUUGUCAUAGGUAUUCCAAUCACAGUUGUAGUACUAUUGAUAUUAACAGUCACUUUAUUAAUAGUUAUUCUAUUUUAUAUACUUCAGCGAUAUAGUCGCAAACAACAAAUGCAGAAUGUCUGUGUUUUCGAUAUAAAAAGUUCUAAUUUGACGAUGGAAAAAAUGAAUGAAGUUUUGUGUUCCAACAAAAAUGUUUUACGCUUUGAUAUUGAUAGUGAUGAAGUUAUUAAAGUAGACACCGAGACUCGUGACUUGAUAUGUAUUGGAAACACUUCAAAACAUAGUUUGAAGGUUCAAUUUAGUGUAAUUGAAGGGUGUGAUUGUUACCAAAUAGGUACAUUGCCUUCUAUCGUGACACUGAAACAAGGCAAAGCCUGUGAAUUUGAGUUAUUUAUAAAGCCGUUAUGUUCAUGUCAAAUUAAAGAGAAUAUUAUGGUGAUUGCUCUUGACAUUGUAACAGGAACUGUUUUGAGUAACAAAUUACAAAUUGAAGUCGACACUGAACAAUCAACUAAAUUAAAUUACAGAGAACUCGAAGAAACGAAGCAAAUAGGCGAAGGAUCUUUUGGUAUUGUGUACAAAGGAAAUUAUAGAGGAAAUGUUGUUGCUAUUAAAAAAAUGAAACAAAGUGAUAAUAAAGAAGAAACCAUUUCUGAAUUUAGAAAUGAAGUCGACAUGUUAGACAAAUUCCGGAAUGAGUAUAUCGUACACUUUUUUGGAGCCGUUUUAAUACCAAACAAGAUUUGUAUGGUCACCAAAUUUGCACAAUAUGGAAGUUUACAGGAUUUGAUUAAUAAGAAAAAAUCCAUAGAAGUUGAAAUGCAUUUACGAAUAAAAUUCAUUUUAGAUGCUUCAAAGGGAAUUCUUUAUUUACAUGAAAAUGGGAUAUUACACAGAGAUAUCAAACCAGAUAACAUUCUUGUUAUUUCACUUAAUUUAAACGAAAAAGUGAAUGCUAAAUUGACUGAUUUUGGAAGUGCCAGAAAUAUCAAUAUGUUGAUGACUAACAUGACAUUCACCAAAGGUAUUGGUACACCAGUGUAUAUGGCACCAGAAAUACUUAAGAAGGAAAAGUACAAAAAAUCUGCUGAUGUUUUCUCACUUGGUAUUACUAUGUUCGAGUGUUUUGGGUGGUGUCAGGCAUAUCCAAAAACACAAUUCAAAUUUCCAUGGACAAUUGCAGAAUUUGUAAUCGAAGGAAAACGUCUUGAUAAAAAGGAGAGUAUGAGUGAUAACUCUUAUGAAAUUAUUCAAAGAUGUUGGGAACAUGAACAAUCAAAAAGAUUGAAUAUUGAAGAUUUGGUAUCGAAUCUAUCAAAACUAGUGUUAAAAGGUUGA